Messenger RNA from Eriocheir sinensis (Chinese mitten crab), 3064 nucleotides. RefSeq lists its product as uncharacterized. The transcript is spliced from 3 exons. The coding region runs from base 324 to 2243 and encodes 639 amino acids. NCBI's taxonomy places the organism in Eukaryota, Metazoa, Arthropoda, Malacostraca, Decapoda, Varunidae. The record is from RefSeq and is a predicted model, not a curated record.
UGCAAUCAUUCUUCCUCCAUACCACUUUCUCCUCCUCCUCCUCCUCCUCCUCUUCCUCCUCCUCCUCCUCCUCAAGGGCGGUUAGUAUAGCUCAGACUCCCUUCCUGUUGUCCUAACCAGUCUCGUCUCAGGUGUGGAGGCUUUGAAGGACACCAGGGAAAUUCUCUCACGUGAUUGGAGAGAAAAAAAAAUAAUUGGAGGAAAUAAAAUUUGAGGAAAAAAACUACGGAUCUGAGAGCAAGGAGGAAAGAUUGUGGCGUCAGCUUCUCCUCCUCCUCCUCCUCCUCCUUCUUCCUCUUUCUGCUGGUGAGAAAGCAGGGAGGAUGGUUUUGGAAGGCUCAACGAAGGUCCGGGAAGACGAAGGGGAGGCUCAACCAGAAUGUCCAGAACCGAAGAAAACGGGAUAUGGACGCCAAGAAGAAAGGGAAAGUAGCCCCUUCACGUGUCCCUUUGUGAAGAAAACGAGGUGUGUGGAGCAGAACGAAGGGGAAACUCAAGAGGAAUGUCCAGAAGCAAAGAAAAUGGGAUAUGGACGCAAAGGAGAAUGGGAAACUAGGUUAAGUAAUGAGGGAUGUCCUUUUAGCUCUCCCAUAUCGAAGAAAACGGGGGAUAGUGACCAGCAUGAAAGGGAGACUACGGUAGACUGCCCAGAAGCAAAGAAAACGGGGUAUGGCCACCAGGAAGCAUGGGAAACUAACCUAAACCACCCUAAUAUUGAGUCCAGUAAUAUGGGACGCCCUUAUGCCUGCCCAGCUGUCCUAAUACCAUCAAUGGGCCCCACAGGACAUCUCACAGCCCCUUCCCCCCGUCUGGCUGAACUCCUAGAGGGGGCGGAGAUCCCUGGGGACAGCGGGCAUCCUCCUGACCCACCGGAAUGGCUGGAUCGUGACCUGUUCAACGAGGGAAGGAAGUUUUACCGCAAAUAUCUUUUCUGUUUGACCUUUUCCGAACUGCUGUCGCUGCUGUUGGUGCUGUCUCAAACUCAGACUUUGAAACCACUGAUACAUACUGGAAGAUCGGACUCCCCUACCAAAGCCCGGAGGAGGUAUCUGUCAACCCUGUUCCAUCUGAUGUCCUGGUUUGAAGGGGAUGUCUGGGAUACCUCGAGUCCAUCCCACGCUGAUCUUAUGUCCAUUCGCAACACACAUACGCGGCUGGGACAUCUCUUCAACCAGUCUGGGGAGUAUGAGAAGGUUCUGAACGCAUCGGUGCAGGCUCGGGGGCAUCGGAGAGGCCCUGAUUCCAUCCUGCCGGGGCUGAAGAAGGAUUUGCGUGCGGCGGGCGUGAAGGAGUGGAUGAAGAAGGAGGGGAAGGAGGAGAAGGAGAUCCCAGUUGUAGUUACGCACGGGAAAGAGGAGAUGAAGAAGGAAGAUAUCUCAAUUUUCCCCGAAGAAGAGAAGAAAGAAGAAAAGGAGGAGAGGAAAACAAGGAAGAACAGAGACUUCGCUACCGAGGACGAGAAGAAGAAGGAAGAGGAAGGAAUCAAAGUGAAGAAGAACCAGGAAAAGAAGAUAAAGAAGACAGGGAAACAGGAAACAGAGGAAGAAAUGGAAGACGAAGCAAGGAACAAGAAGAACAGGACUCACACCCACACCACAGAACCAAACAACAACACGACCACAAACAACAACAACAACGACCCCUUCCCAGUCUUCAUCAGCCAACUGGACAUGAGUCUGACGCAAUACUCGUUCAUGGGACUCAUCCUAGCCCACCCAGAGAAGUUGGGGGCUGCGGGGGCUACCAGACGAGAGCUAGAGGGUCUCAUCCACUUCUGGCGGGGUCUGGGAUGGCUUCUGGGUAUCGAGGACCGGUACAACUUCUGUGCAGGCGAUCUUGAAACCACUAGAGCGCUUUGCCUUGAGGUAGAACGCGACAUCCUCCUCCCACGCCUCUCGGAUUCAAACUGGGAUUACGAGCACAUGGUCAGAUCUCUUAUGGACGGGAUGGGACAGUUCCUACCCAUGUUGUCCCUUCCAUCCAUGCUUAGAUACCUUACCCAUACCCUGGACGUGCCCACCCCUGCCCUAGCGUCCUCCUUCACCUGGGAAAACACCUUCCGUUACUGGUUAAUGAGAGUUACCUUCGGGGUCAUACACUAUACGCCGAGUUGUUUACGGAGACUCAAUAUGUGGUUUUUGAGAGUGAUUGGGAGAGUGAAGGAGGAGGAUAAGGUGAAUUUGGCAGCUUAUAGAAAGGCGCAGUCGGCCCUAACGGCUCCUAUUGGCGGUAGAAGAAAGUAAUGGUGGAUAUGCGCAUGGCCCCAGUGCUCAAAUCCGAUACAUUGGUGUUUGGAAAUGCCUUUGGGAAUGAAGUGAAAGAAUCAAUGUUUUUUUCUGAUUUUUUUCUGUUUUUUAUGUUAAUGAAGAAAGUAAUGGUGGAAAUGCGCAUGGCCCCAGUGCUCAAAUCCGAUACAUUGGUGUUUGGAAAUGCCUUUGGGAAUUGUGAAGAGUGAGAAUUGAUGGUUUUUUUUUUUGUUUGUUUGUUUUUACUGUUUUUUUAUGUUUAUGAAGAAGGUAAUGGUGGAAAUGCGCAUGGCCCCAGUGCUCAAAUCUGUUACAUUGGUGUUUGGAAAUGUUUUUAGGAAUGAUGAAGUGUAAGAAUUAAUAUUUUUUUUCUUGUUUUUUUUCUGUUAUUUAUGUUUAUGAAGAAAGUAAUGGUGGAAAUGCGCAUGGCCCCAGUGCUCAAAUCCGAUACAUUGCAGUUUGGAAAUUUAAGAAUGGUGAAGAGUAAGAAUCAAUGUUUUUUUCUUGUGUUUUUCUGUUAUUUAUGUUUAUGAAGAAAGUAAUGGUGGAAAUGCGCAUGGCCCCAGUGCUCAAAUCGGAUACAUUGCUGUUUGGAAAUGGUUUUAGGAAUGGUGAAGAGUAAGAAUCAAUGUUUUUUUUUUUAUUAUAUAUGUCUGUUUGUACUUAUUUAUAUAUUUAAGCAAAGCGAGGAAUUUAUAUCAAUCCUUAGUCUAGUCAGUGUGUGUGUGUGUGUGUGUGUGUGUGUGUGUGUGUGUGUGUGUGUGUGUGUGUACAUACUGGACUUUAUGAUCAAAAUACAUGUACUUAUUCAUUCAUAA